Nicrophorus vespilloides is the source of this 871-nucleotide messenger RNA. RefSeq names its product cytochrome c oxidase assembly factor 7 homolog (gene Coa7). Gene Ontology annotation, molecular function: protein binding. The record is from RefSeq and is a predicted model, not a curated record. The transcript has 4 exons. The coding region runs from base 77 to 820 and encodes 247 amino acids. Lineage: Eukaryota; Metazoa; Arthropoda; Insecta; Coleoptera; Silphidae. Gene Ontology annotation, cellular component: mitochondrial intermembrane space.
UCAUUACACAAUAUUUCGUAUAAGGUUAUGUUGUUAUAAAAUAUCAUUUUUUUUAAAUUAAAGGCAAUUACUUGAAAUGGCUGGAUACGAUUUUAAAUCUGAAUCUGAAGUAAAGGAUUUCAUUAAUAACUUGGGAAUUGAAUAUAGAUUUGGAUGUUACAGUGAGAAGAAACCUGAAGUGUGCCAUUUACUUGGAGAUUACUUAGAAUCUAUAAAAAAGGAUUAUGACAAAGCAGGCAAAGUGUACAAAACCAAUUGUGAUGAUUAUAAGUAUGGUAAAAGUUGCUUGAAAUAUGGCACAUACUGUUUGUUGGGGAAAGGUGGAAUCAAGGAAGAUUUCCCAGUAGCUUACAAUUACUUGGAGACUGGAUGUAAGAAUAAUGAGGCUGAUGCUUGUUUCAACCAAGGAUUGUUGCUAGUGACAGACAAUGAGAAAAGAGGAAUUAAUAUGGAUAUUUUAAAAGGCAUGGAAUUGCUCAAAAAAGGCUGUGAAGGAAAGAACGCCAAUGCAUGCUAUUAUUUGUCUGGGAUGUACAUUUCUGGUGUAAAAACUGCAAAGGGAAAAAGGACUCAGGCAACUGCCAAAGAAAAUGGUGAAUUUUUGUCAAAGCCAAACAUGAAAUUAGCUCAUCAAUAUGCACUGGAGGGAUGUAAAUUAGGUAACAUUUUCAGUUGUGCCAAUGUCAGUCAAAUGUACGCCAAAGGCGACGGCGUGGAAAAGAAUGAGGAACUCGCAGCAAAGUUCAAGAAAAUCACAUUGGAAAUGCAAGAAGAGAUGGAGAGUAAUAAAACGUUGAAAUUCCAAGAAGGUCUACAAUGAUAGAAAAUUGUUUUUAAUAGCAAAUUGUUAAUAAAUUGUCGGUGAAGCGAA